AUGCCGAUAUUUCACGACCCUGAUCGCCGGCGCCAGAGCCAGAGGUCUAAAGAUGAACAAGAAGACCACCAGCAGCCGGCCACAGGGUCCCCCCAAUACCAGUCAUUUCCCCAAUACCAGUCAUUUUCGUCCGAAGGAAAUAUUUACGAACGCAACAGAGCAGGGCUAUCUGAUAUAACUCUGGAGUCAGCAUCUCCAGCCCCAAGUCCGGCCAAGAUGUGGACCAACGAGCGCCAGGAACUCAUAGAUCGAAUCAAAGAGUCAUCGCCCUGGAGGCGCCAGUGCACGUCACAGACAAGUAACAGCGGUGAACGAUCGCUGUCUCGCGGCUCCCUGGAGGAAUCUUGGGAAGACCAACAAGUAGGAGAGCCCGCUACAGGACACUCCGAAGAUGGCCAACAAACAGAGGACCUGGGAUCACCGGCCGACAUCCAGAGACCCCGUUCUGCGUUGCACUCGGGCGAUUUUAGAGAAGGCAUAUCUCAGGAGAGCCCGCAAUCCCCCCAGACUCCUUUUGCUGGGCGCUUUGCUGAGCGAAGUCCAGCUUCUGCAUUUCCAGCUCUGGGGACUUCCCCUACAACACCGUGGUAUAGUGCGUCGACUUUUGCAACUCCCCGACGACACCAUGGUACAUUCGAUGAGCACCGCGAGCCGCAGGCUAUGUUUGGAGCCCGUUCUAGAGCGCCGUCCCUGGGUUCAUUUUCCUCCAGCUACGUUCUUAAGGCGCCUACAAGCCCGUUAGUGUAUCAGGCAAACAACACUGAUCUGGAUUUCUCUCCACGGGCGGGUCCCGCCGAGUCAACACUUUUGGAGAAGGCUAGUCGGCGCCGAACGCUACCCCCAGAGACAUUUCGACAGUUGGAAGGGUCCUCCCCAGCUACAAAUAACGUCAAUAUGAGCGGCCCUUACUUGUUAGACCAGCAUCAUACCUUCUAUAGUCAACCUCGUUCGCCUCCUCGCAGGUCUUUGACUUCAGGCUAUAGUCUGCAACUGGCAUCUGCGUCACCAACACAUACAAAUCGAGCACGAAGACCAUCUUUUGCAUCCGAUGUUUCUCCUAAACCACAUGCACCGAUGGUAGGAUCCUAUGAAGAGUCCAUUCUACGUGGUCGAAUGUCCAUGAACCCAUCGAAGCCGCUGGAUUUCACUGCUCAGAUAGGUGUCCUCGGAAAAGGCAAAUGCAAAGGCCGCCUGAAGUGCCCUCCUCAUGUGACGGUCCCAUUUCCGGCUUUCUUCUACAGUUACCCUACGUCUGGAUGUGGACGAUCAAUUUCAGAUGAUAGCCCGAGUCCUUACGUCGGUCAGAUCGACUUGGAAAAUUCUCUCUCCAAAGAGGACCCAAGCCCAUCCCGGCGUCGUAGGCGGCAUAUCAGUCCGAUCAAAUCCCAGCAGGGAACCACGUCAGACGACCACCGUGUCGUCCACCCCAACGCAGAGAGCCAACGCCGCCAGGAGAAGAAGAAUCGCCGGUCGGAAUCUCCUAAAAGCCCACCAGGUGGAUGCUACCGAAUACCCCAGCAAGGUCAAUUGCAAAUUAUAAUCAAGAACCCCAACAAGACUGCUGUCAAGCUUUUUCUUGUGCCCUAUGAUCUGGAAGACAUGGAGCCCGGGACCAAGACCUUUAUUCGGCAGCGCAGUUAUUCAGCAGGGCCUGUCAUUGACAUGCCACUGAGUGCGCGAAAGAACUACGGAACCGAUCGUCCUGAAGCAUCCUUGAACCACACUGAAGAUCCUCAGGACAAGCCGACCCUUCGCUAUCUCAUCCACCUCAACAUUUGUUGUCCAUCCCGUGGCCGCUUUUAUCUUCAUUCAAGUAUCCGAGUGGUAUUUGCAAACCGCGUUCCAGAUGGAAAAGAGAAAUUGCGCAAUGAGAUUCAGCUACCGGAUCCGCGGUAUAGUCCAUACAAGCCACGUGAAUCCGCUCUUUCGUCUUCGAGUGGUGCCCGGCUGGCUUUCGAAAAAGCUUCACGCAGGCGUAGUGUUGGCCAAGGCUUCAUCCCUUCUCUGCGUCCGUCUACCACCUUACCGAGUGGCGUUCCUACACAUCUGAGCUCAGAAGAACAAAUUGAAGCUCUAUCUUCUGAGUCUGACGCCACCAUGUACAGCAAGCUCAAUAGGGGAGAUGUUGGGUAUGGGGGAUUUCCCUACCUCCCCAGUCCAAGCGGCCCUGAUACUGGUGAGAGUUUGCUGGCCAAGAGGCUGCGUAGCUUGGAUGUCCAGAGACAAGAGCAGCUUGGGAAUCAUUGA
Molecule: messenger RNA, 2247 nt
Organism: Penicillium argentinense
Lineage: Eukaryota; Fungi; Ascomycota; Eurotiomycetes; Eurotiales; Aspergillaceae
Exons: 2
Coding region: 1-2247 (748 amino acids)
Source: RefSeq, a predicted model, not a curated record